AUGGUUCUAAGUAAAAAAACUAUACAAGUGGCACGAGUUGAUCGUCAUCGAGCACCAGUCUCGUCAUUUGUCGAUAAGCAGAAUGUUACGGUUCGUCAUUCGCAAUCUCGACCAACCAUUCGCAAAAUCCAUCGUAAACAUCAUCGUUCAUUAUCACAAGAUCAAGUAGCUCUUCUAAGAAAAAGACAAGCACAAAGAGUUGAGCCACUAUUCAAAUGA
This is a messenger RNA of Adineta ricciae, 219 nucleotides long. The record is from the annotation of a GenBank genome assembly. NCBI's taxonomy places the organism in Eukaryota, Metazoa, Rotifera, Eurotatoria, Adinetida, Adinetidae.